UUUCACAGAAUUAGCCAAUGAACGUCAAGUACCUCUUUCACAACAUUCCAAUCCCACCCUAAACACCCUCCCACACUCCCUCCCUCUCCCCUGCCCUGUUCAGCCCGUGUGUAUGGGACUUUGACACGUAACUGUGUCUGCUUCAACUACGUGACCGAGCGGGACACCUCCACCUGGGGCAGGGAGAGCAGAGAGAGGACUUUACUGUCCCUCUGUCCUCUGAGAAAAAAAAAACUGUUUUAGUCUGAUCUGAAUUCAUCAUGGAAGCGAGAGACGCGACUGCAGGUGAGCUUGUUGUUGUCUGCAGCGUCAGUCACUGCAGCGGUGUGUGUGUUUGGUCAGGGUAAUAAGUAGAGAAGACAGCAUUCAACUUAAAUAUAAGCUCUUAUCUAAACAAUGACUGUGGUCGGGCUUUACAUUUGAACUUUAUUUUACAUGGGCCUAAAUCGUCCUAUUUACUACAAAUAUAUAUCGUUUAUUCUUAAAAUAAUCCAAAAUUCUGUCAUAUUUUUGCUCAUGUUAAACCUGCAGGAGCUAUGGUGGGCAGUGAUGGAGGAGACAACAAAGAAAAGACUCCAAAAAAGACUACAGCUCCUAAAAAUGAAGGACCACAGGAUAAAAGUGGGUUUGAAAAGAUCUUUGGGUUCAGAAAGGAGGACCUAACUUCCUGGCAAAGUCUAGUGACCCUCCUGAACCGUCCCACUGACCCAGCAUCCCUGGGGAUCUUCCGCUGCCUGUUUGGUAAGUUCAGUCAGUCUGAUAACCAAAGUUUGCACACAUAAGCUCUUUAAAAAACUCAUUCAUGUGCACCCUCUCAACUUGAUUUCUCUAACAUGCAGGUUUGCUGAUGGCCAUCGACGUCACACAGGAGCGCGGCCUCAGUCACCUGGACUACAAGUACCUGGAUGGAGCCCCCGUGUGCCGCUUUCCCCUCUUUAAUUUCCUGCAGCCACUACCACUGGAUUGGAUGUAUCUGGUGUAUGUGGUCAUGUUCCUCGGUAAGAUAUUUUGUGUUUUAAAGGCUGACACAUCAGAAGGAGCCCGCCUUUUUCACUCCAAGCAGAUGCAGUCCUUUUACAGGAUACAGUCUUAAAGAGGGGGGUCUGUCUGUGGCAAACAUCAAAGCACAAAUACCAGACCUGUAAUUUCCCCUUGUCUUACCCUCGAGCCGACUAACUCUCGCAGAUUUUCCUCAAAGUCUCAUAAAGAUUUGAACAACUCACACAAAUUUAGCCUACAAACAUGACACAGAAUACAACCACAGAAGAUAAACACUGAUGAUGGAAAAAUCAUCAGUACAUAUCAAUGCUUUUUUUUAAAUCUUUUUUUUUUACUGGAGCAUUUGUUUCUCCUAAAACAAUUGCUCCUUUUUCACACCAGAGAGUAAAUUGCUUAUCUAUUUUACCCUCCCAAUGUAAAAAACUACAUCCAUAACAAUACUGUCCAUACAUUAAUACUGUUCAUUUUGUACAGGGUAUUCUUGUGCUUAUCUUAAAAAAGAUAUCUGACGCACAAACCUACGACUUCCAUUUUAAGUCAGAGUUUAUGGAAGGAGGUUAAACACACAAACAUAAAAUUGUUGAAAAUUUAAAUGUUAUGAAGCAUGUAAUUAUUCUUAAAUUCAUGUCAAAGUUUUUAUUUUAUAUUACAGUAUAUUUGAUAUGUUUUUGGGGGUAUUCAUGCGACUGUGUUUUCACCUCUCAAGUGAUAUUACAGAGGCAUCAUUUUGAUUAUUUCCUUGUUCUCAAUAAAACAUCCGAUUUUAUCAAGCGAUUCCAACCAAAAUAAAAAUCCAUAUAUGGAGUAUGUAACACACUUUCAUGUGUUUGUUUCACAUUCAAGGUGCUGUUGGCAUCAUGCUUGGCUGUUUCUACCGCUUCUCCUGCCUUAUGUUCAUGUCCACAUACUGGUACAUUUUCUUUCUGGACAAAACUGCCUGGAACAAUCACUCGUACCUUUACGGCCUCAUUGGAUUUCAGCUCCUACUCAUGGAUGGAAACAGAUACUGGUGAGCUCAUGUUUAUGUUACACUUCUACAUGUGUUUGCAUGAAACAGAGGAAGACAUGUUUUUUUGUCUCUAAUUUGCAGGUCAAUUGAUGGAUUACGGAGGCCUUCAAUCAGAAAUGCUCACGUGCCUUUGUGGAAUUACACCUUGUUAAGGACACAGGUUUGUGCACCUGUCUUUUAUCUUCUAAUACUGUGUAUCUUUCAACUUUUCAGGUCAUCUAAUGAUGCUAAUCCUUUUUUUUUUUGCUUUGCAGAUAUUUAUUGUAUACUUCAUCGCUGGAAUCAAAAAGCUGGAUGCUGAUUGGGUAGAGGGAUACUCGAUGUCGUACUUGGCACACCAUUGGCUGUUUGAUCCUUUUAAGUAGGCGUCAUGAUUAAAGAAGUUUUAUUGUUUGUAUCACUGCUCACCCACUCAUUUACAUGACUGAAAAUGACAUUAUUUUUCAGAGUGAUUCUUCCUGUGGAGUUAGUGAGUCUUCUGGUGGUGCACGGAGGAGGUCUCUUCUUGGAUCUGACAGCAGGAUACUUGCUGUUUUUUGACGCCACGCGACCUUACGCCUGCUUCUUUGUCUCCUAUUUCCACUGCAUGAACUCUCAGCUCUUCAGCAUCGGUGAGAUACUAAGUUAACCAGAAUCAAUAUCAUCAGGGCAAGUACCUCCUGAAAGGCCUUUACCAGCUUGUUUCCAGUGUUUGAAGAAGUCUGGCAUAUAUGAUAUUUGUUAGAUUCUAAUCUGAUGCUAAGAAUGCGCUCUUGUAGUUCCUUAAUUGUCCACCGGGGGUCAUUAAAAAACUACUUUUUAAAAAAUGGUCAAAGUACCUUAUAAAUGACCCCACCUGUCGAAUGCCUCUAUUAUUGCUAAAUUAUUUCACCUUCAACGUAUUUUGACGGCUUUCCCUCCACAGGGAUGUUUUCAUACACAAUGCUUGCCACUAGUCCCCUCUUCUGCUACACUGACUGGCCGAGGAGAUUCUUCGCCCGCUUCCCAGAGUUCCUCAGGACAGUCCUGCCACUCACCUCACCUGACAUUCAGCCGAGCGCUUCCUGUGUUUACAAUGAGGCCCAGAGCUCAAACACCGAACAGCGCGAGAGCCCACCUGUCGCCAAAGCCUCCAAACUGAGACUGAAGCACAAGCUGGCGGCCAUUUUUACUAUUGUUUACAUCAUGGAGCAAUUCUUCAUGCCCUACUCCCAUUUCAUCACACAGGUACGUCCACACUGUGUGACUUACUACUAGUUUUUCAACACCGGGAAACUGCAUUAAGUAAGACUGUACUUUGAUGUCAGCAAAUGCCUUACAAAUCCUCUCUGAGUCAUCAGACUGAAACUUGCUCAAUCAGAGUCAACAGUCAAUGUCCCACAGCAAACAAAGCUCAAACCGGUGAUCAAAGAGAGGAAGCUUCAAGGACGUGACUUCCCAUCAUGUAGCCCGCUGUGUGACCUCUCUGUACUUUGACUUUUGCACGUUUUGAAUUCAAGAUCUUGGUUUAAUUCGUAUUUCAUUAAAACUCCAGAGAGGAUUUGAAAUGUUUUGCAGCUUAACUUUUAAUAGAGUGGAUUUAUUAUAAUACUCCAAAAUUUAACGCAGGGUUAUAAUAACUGGACCAAUGGUUUGUACGGCUACUCGUGGGACAUGAUGGUUCACUCUCGCAGCCAUCAGCAUGUAAAGAUCACCUACAAAGACGGGAAAACUGGAGAAAUCGGAUAUCUAAAUCCAGGGGUGAGUUUUGAGAAAAACACUGUCAGAGGAAGAGCACGUGAGCGUGACAUUUACGCUGUUUAUACUGCUCAGUUAACAGCAAAUACACAUGCACGAGUAUUAAACAAUAAUUAGAGUGUUUGUGUGCUGAAGGUGUUCACACAGAGCCGUCGCUGGAAAGACCACGGAGACAUGCUGAAGCAGUACGCCACGUGCCUCAGUCAACUCCUGCCUCGCUAUAACAUCACUGAACCCGAAAUCUACUUUGACAUCUGGGUGUCGAUCAACGAGCGCUUCCAGCAACGGUAUGAAGGGGAAAUGUUGGUGGGAAUGUUUUUGCUUUUUCGGGUGUGCUACUAUAACCUCACAGUAAGAUUAUCCAUCCAUCCAUACAUCUAUUUUCUACCGCUUAGUUCAUAGCAGGGCUGACAUAUAGAGACGAACAACCAUCCACGCUCACAUUCACACCUACAGGCAAUUUGAAAGUGGCCAAUUAACCUAACCCCACUUAGGCAUGUUUUUGGGAUGUGGGAGGAAACCGGAGUACCCGGAGUAAACCCACGCAGACACAGGGAGAACAUGCAAACUCCACACAGAAAUGCCCUGACCCGGAUUCGAGUGCUAACAGUGCUAACCACUACAGCACUGUGCCGCCACAGUAAGAUAAUAUGCUUUAAAAUGAUUUCUUCUUAGGAUAUUUGACCCCCGUGUGGACAUUGUGAAGGCUGAUUGGUCUCCUUUCCGACCAAACCCAUGGCUGAUGCCUCUGCUGGUUGACCUCUCGCCCUGGAGGACAAAGUUUCAGGAGAUUGAAGGCAGCUUGGACAAUCAGACAGAGAUCGUCUUUAUCGCUGAUUUCCCAGGUGAGAAAUCUCUUCAUGCCUCUCGAUGGAAACACAGUGUUUGUAGUUCGCUCUUUUAUUUACCUUUAAUCCACCCGCGGCCUCUUUUUAGGUCUUCAUUUAGAGAACUUUGUCAGCGAAGAUCUGGGCAACACCAGCAUCCAUUUACUGCAGGGUAAAGUGAACGUUGAGGUGGUCGAGGAGAAGAAGAACUACACCCUGCUGCCUGGUGAGCAGAUAAAGGUACAGCAUCACUCUAUGAUCACCUUCAGUAUUUUACCCAUUAACCAGAACACACAUACACACAGGUAUUCACUACACUGUACAUAUGUUCAUCUACGCAGGUUCCGGCGGGAGCUUACCAUAAGGUUUACACUGUGUCUGAAGAGGCGUCUUGCUACAUGUACAUCUACGUCAACACAACUGAAGCUGCACUUCAGGAGAACUUCACCAAACUGUUUGAGAUCCAGGAGCGUGUUCGUAACGGGUCAGGUAAAACAUGACCACCAUGACGGGAAACGUUUAAUACACAAUAAAGACGUGUAGUAGUGAAGGUAAAGGUGGCUUUACCGCCAAAGUCCUUACUAGGAACUACUUUCCAUUAUUUACAAAGAUCCUCGUGCGAAUCAGCUCUCUUCAGAGAUUAUUUUGUGUUUCUUAUAAUCUAAAUGAACCUCGUUCUACAGAGACUGAGCCCCUCCCUCCUGAGCUGCAGCCUCUCAUCGAUGCUGAAAACGAUGAAGGAGCUGAGGUCAACGCCACCGACCCGAUCGUGCAGCUGUUCCUGAAGAGGCAGCGCCGCAUGAAGGAGGUGAAGAAGCGCAGGGAGGCCGGUGUUUUGGAGCGUCUGGAGCGCUUUGCAGUGAAAAAGUACUACACAAUACGCAGAGGGUGAGUAUUUCUCCGGCAUACCAAGUUGAGGUGUGUGUAUUCAUAAAACACAUGUAUGUGUGGAUUUACAUUCAUUAUGUCAUCAAUCUGAUACCAGAUUCCUGAUGACAGCCAUCGCUAUGAGAAACCUGGCGGUGGGUCUCCCUCCUCUUGAACAGCUGACCAGAGAGGUUGAGUUCGCCAACAUGAAAGCGCCUCAGGCAGAUGGCAGCCAGGACGAACGGCUGAAAGAUGAAGUUGGUCAUGGGGAACUUUAAAGACGCCGCUGGAAGCAGACAUACUUCUUUUGAAUCACCUGCAGGUGCUGGAUUACAUACUCACGUGUGUGUCGUUACUACUGGACUGUUACUGGGACGACCCUGCGGUUAUCAAAGGACUUUUUUAAUUUUCUAUGCUUCAGAGCAAUUUUGGAAGCCAGUAUUUUUUUAAGCUUUUGUUCAUGAAUCUGAAUUUAUGCAGAGGACAUGUUUCUGUUAGCUUCAGCAGCACCACAUCGAUACUGUAUGUUCACAGAAGUGCACUGCUUUGCUGAGCAAGAUGACGUUUCUUGCUUAAUUUCACCUGGAAACAUUUUACAGUGCAAUUACAGGCCGGGUGGUUUGACCUAAAACAAAUAUGAAGACAUUGAUCUUCAAUUUAAAAAUGCUGUGUGACAGAUUAGCUCUGCUUUUGAUGUGCAGGUACAAUUUGAUAACACUUACGCGGGACUUGAAUAUUCCAUUUUGUCUUGAAUGAAAACAACAAACAAGCCUGUUACUGAAUUCAGAAAUUAGAGUGACAUGUACUCGAUCAGGUUGGCAAAUAACCUGCAGCUGCUAUUUAUCCCCUGUGCUCGGAUUUUAUAAAUACACAGUAGGAUGUGUGGAGUUUUUCUCUGAUCUUUCAUGCAAACCCUCUAAUGUGAGAAAGCCAGACGAAGCAAACUUUCGCUUGUAUAAAUCGAUGCAUUUUUUUUAUUCCUUUUAUAACAAAGAGAUCGUCUUUCAAUUCAUUCCAUUUUUUUUUUUAAUUAAAAAUAAACUUGAGCUCUCAGAUGUGUGGAAAUAAUGAAUUUUAUUGGUGUCAGUAUUUUACAUGUCGCUCCUCUUAAAGUGCUACAGUUUCAGUGUUCACUGUAGAUUCACACUAUGGCACAUAGAGACACAUUUAAACAGUGCAAUAUUUAACAAUACAUACAAAUAAUACAUAAAAAUCUACAUGAUGGAUCUCGAUGAAAUGAUUUACUGUUAAAAUACAGAAUCAUGAUCUGCUUAGUUGAGGUUAAUUCAUCAGGAUACAUUUAGUUCAGUAUAAAUAUGUAGCAGACAGUCUCUGUGCUGUAGCUGUAGUGGAGGGCCGGUCAUCUGUAAGUGUUAUAUAUAAAUAACUGAUAUGUAACAUGAUGUUUCACAAAAGCAACAAGUCCUCCAACAGGGGAUGAGUUAGCACUGUAGCAGAGUUCAUUCACAAAGAACAAUUUAACGACAGUCUGCUUUCUUUAAAUGGAUAUUGCACAGUUUUACUGGUUUGAAGUCCUUAGAAUCACCAUCUCUCAUCUCUCAACAAAAUCCCUUUUGGUGCUGAGUGACUAUUCCUCGACUGAAUGAUUCACUGACGCUCUGCAGAAUAUGUAGAUGAAGGUUAAAUAAAGCAUUACUGGUGUUAGUGUUAAA
This is a messenger RNA of Xyrichtys novacula (pearly razorfish), 7091 nucleotides long. Lineage: Eukaryota; Metazoa; Chordata; Actinopteri; Labriformes; Labridae. The record is from the annotation of a GenBank genome assembly.